Aspergillus tanneri is the source of this 966-nucleotide messenger RNA. RefSeq names its product SDR family oxidoreductase. The transcript has a single exon. Bases 1 to 966 code for a protein of 321 amino acids. Lineage: Eukaryota; Fungi; Ascomycota; Eurotiomycetes; Eurotiales; Aspergillaceae. The record is from RefSeq and is a predicted model, not a curated record.
AUGUCGAUAAUCAUCACAGGCGCAAACGGCUACGUGGGGCAGGAACUAGCUACUGCCCUUCUUUUGAGUUCCCCCAAUAUUACAGUGACGCUGACAGACAUUGUCAAGCCUGACAUUCCCGCCUCAGCGACACAACAUGCAUCGCGCGUGGAAUGCAUAGAGGCCGAUCUCACGGCUCCUAGUGUUGUUGAUGAGAUAUUCAACUCAACCCACCGGUUCGACACCGUCUACCUUCUUCACGGGAUCAUGUCUAGCGGCUCCGAAGCCAACUUCGAGCUAGGCAUCCGAGUGAAUCUUGAUUCAACCCGGUACAUCCUGGAUCGAUUGCGUACUACUAUGCCUGGGGUCAAGGUUGUAUUUACGUCCAGCUUGGCAGUAUACGGGCUGGCUCCUCCUGGCUUGGUCAUCGACGAGACAAACUUCCCGCCCGCUCCUUUAUCUUCAUACGGAUCGCAGAAGCUUAUCGUGGAGACACUACUUAAUGAUUACUCCCGACGGGGAUUCCUAGAUGGUAGAUCUGUCCGUCUCCCAACGGUGACAGUUCGAGCGGGAAAGCCUACACAAGCCGCCAGUAGUUUUGCAAGCGAUAUUAUUCGCGAGCCAUUCAAUGGAAAGAAGGCAAUUCUCCCUGUAAGCAAGACGACAGAACUUUGGAUCUGCUCGCCGUACACGGUGGUUCGGAAUCUGCUCCAUGCGAGAGGGAUUCCCAAGGAGGCGUUUGGCGACUCUAGGUCGGUCAAUUUGCCGGGAUUGAAGGUCAGUGUGCAGGAGAUGUUGGAUGCAUUGGAGAAGAUCGGGGGAGCAGAACGACGGGCGUUAGUUGAAGAGAAGUUUGAUGCGGACAUUGAUCGGAUUGUUCAGACGUGGACACCGCAUUUCAACCCGGCGCUGGCGUUGAAAUUGGGGUUUUCGGAGGAUAUUCCCAUGGAGGAGAAUAUCCGACAGUUUGCGCAGAGAUUUGAGUAA